Molecule: messenger RNA, 1737 nt
Organism: Morus notabilis
Lineage: Eukaryota; Viridiplantae; Streptophyta; Magnoliopsida; Rosales; Moraceae
Product: O-fucosyltransferase 23
Exons: 4
Coding region: 253-1566 (437 amino acids)
Biological process (GO): pollen-pistil interaction
Source: RefSeq, a predicted model, not a curated record
AGCUCAAGCUUAAAUAAACAAAAAGAAAAUGAUAGUUUGGAUGACUAUCACAUGCGUGGCCUUCUGGCACCUUCUGUGUUUGUAUAGACAUCUCUUCCUUCAAACCAUUUGACGAUAUAUUCGAGGUUUUCUUCUGGGUCAUGCAGAUUUUCGUGUUUUAUGGAAAUCUUAGAUUGACUAUUGGCUUACUGGGUAUCAGGGAUUCCUUUAGUUGAAGAAAUCUUAAAUGGAAAUCUCGUCAAACUGUAAGCCAUGAAAAUCCUCAGCUGCUAUCUCAAUUCCAUAGCGUCCAAAUGCAUUUUCUUAGCUGCCAUUGCUCUGUUCAUCAGAGCCAUUUUCCUUGCCACCUUCUCUUCUUCCUUUGGCGCGUCGUCUGAAGAAAACGACGCCGUUUUCAUCCACAACCGUUCCUUGUCACUAUCCAAUGAAUCUCCAAUCAGAAACGACAAGUUUCUCGAGGUUCCUCAAAUCGUGUGGGGUUUGAACAAUCAGAAGAUAGCAUUUGCGAGGUCUUGUCUCACUGCAAGAUUUCUUAACAGGACUCUUCUAAUGCCUAGCUUAAGCGCUUCUCUUUUCUACAAAGAAAUAGAUCUUUUGGAACCAAUUUCAUUUGACAAAGUUUUUAAGUUUGAUAGCUUUAAUUCGAUCUGUAAUGGGUUUGUUCAACUGGGCAAGUACUCCGAUCUCAUGAACCGGACCGAAGUUUUCGAGAUGCCAAAGGGAAGUGGAAGGAGAUGGACAAAGGAGAGAGAUUUAGAUCAACUAGAACAGCACAAAAAGGACCCAAUUGAUGAACAUCAAGUGAUAAGAAUUGUUGGGAAGAACCCUUUUCUUUGGCAUGAUCAUUGGCCUGUUAAGGACUACGCAAAGGUGUUUGAGUGCUUGGUUUUGGUGGAUGAGAUAAUGGCUGAAGCAGAUAAGGUUGUGUCUAGAAUCAAAGAGAUUGGAGCUGAGGAAAGUUUUAAACUUGAGUCUGGGAAAAACAGUCUCAAUCCCAAUACUUUCCCUUAUAUUGCUGUUCACAUGAGAGUGGAGAAAGACUGGAUGAUUCACUGCAAGAAUUUGGAGAGGAAAUUAAACAUAACCCAGAUUUGUGGUAGCAAGAAAGAGAUCAUGGAAAGAGGGGGAAACAUUGUUGGGCUUGAAAAACAAAGCCCAACUGUUGUUUAUCUAGCUGUGGCAGAUAAACUGCUUGAAGACUCUUCAAUAUUGAGCGGUUGGAAAGAAAAUCUGAUUCCCUUUGAGAAAAAGAAGUUGGGUGUUGAUGGGGUUUACAAGAAGUACCCAUAUUUGAUCCAGUCUGCAAUUGACUAUGAAGUGUGCUUGAGAGCAGAUGUGUUUGUGGGCAAUAGUUUUUCAACAUUUUCAAGCCUCCUUGUACUUGAUAGGACACAGAAGAUGUUGAGAUUGGGCUUCACAAGCUUUUGCGAAGCAAAAGAUGUGACAUGGCCUUCUUAUGCAUAUAAUGUGUUGGGGGAAUCGAAGGGCCCUAAGAAAUGGAUGACAAACAUGUCUGAUUCAAGCCUCAGAGCAGUUAGCUAUGGCUCCAAGGACAUUUCCUGUUGAGGACUUUUUUCUCCCCGUUUUGCAUAAACUUGUUGGUAUAGGUACUACAUGUUCUUCUUCUUCUCCUCCUUUCUUUUUUUUUUUUUGUGUAAAAGAAAUUUUGUACAUAGAGCUUCAAGAUUUAGAAGUUUAAUACCUGAUUAGGCAUAGUUGAUUCAUUGGUUUUUUUGU